Punctularia strigosozonata HHB-11173 SS5 is the source of this 1474-nucleotide messenger RNA. RefSeq lists its product as uncharacterized. NCBI's taxonomy places the organism in Eukaryota, Fungi, Basidiomycota, Agaricomycetes, Corticiales, Punctulariaceae. The record is from RefSeq and is a predicted model, not a curated record. The transcript has 4 exons. The coding region runs from base 176 to 1426 and encodes 416 amino acids.
CCACACUGUCUUCAACCAGUGAACGGCAGCGACAGCGGUAGGCGAAGCGCCGCCAUCAGCUCUGAAUAAUCCGCAGAACCGACAUCACCGGCUCGGGCGACGACUGGACCGGAGGGACCCGAUAGCGCCUCCCCAACAUUUGUGGUACAAACAUUUCAAGAGAGACAAUAUAAAGAUGGCUGGAACGUCAUCUUCGGCCGUCGCUCGGCGACCUCAUUUGCAAGCUCUUCGCGUUAUCCUGAGUCGACUGGACGUGCGUCUGCCGCGGGCCAUGUCUCUCCUGUUCAGCGUGCUGAAGUACGCGCUUGGGCUGUUGCUGCUCGUCAACAUACGGGCUAUACCACUCAGUUGGCACUUCCGCGUCUUUGCCCCCGUAUUCAAGUUGCGAUAUCAGUGGUACCUCCUGGUCCUCAAGACCCUCUUCAAGUCUCCCGAAGAGAAGCUACAAGCGAAAGAGGAAUGGUUGGAGAAGCUGAUGCCGGUGGGCAAGAGCCCAUUCGAGCUCGAGGUUAGGCAUCAAGCGUGGGCCGGUCCGGAGGACUGCGACUACAACAUGCACCUGAGCAACUCCUGUUAUCCGAAGAUCUUGGACCAAGCUCGCCUCAAAGCGGCGCUCGCGACCUGCCCCACCUUCUUCCGCGCCGGCGGGUGGAUGCCGCUAGGCGCGACGCACCACCAGUUCAUCCGCGAGGUCCCCAUCUUUGCCAACUUCGAAGUGCGCCUGAGUAUCGGCAGCUGGGAUAAGAAAUGGUUGUACAUCGUCGCGCGAUUCGUCUCUCAUCCGAAGAACAAGUCCAAGAAACCCCAAGCCAUGCCCUCCGCCGCCCAAGUCCGCGCCACCCUGCAAUCCACUGGCAAAUCCGACAGCGAAUCUGAGCUGCACGAGAACGUGCCGAUGCUGCACACCCCCGCUGAACCCCUCGAAGCCGAGUCCAGCCCGUCCGCCACACCAGGGAGCGUCACCCCGAACCCGGCCGCGAACGCCGCCUACUCUUCCUCUCCUGCACCGACCGCUCGCGCACCCGCGGCCACGCCCGAACCCGACGGCGCGACACUCCACUGUAUCGCCGUCUCCGCCAUCUGCUUCAAGAUCGGGCGGAUCACCGUCCCGCCCGCGCUCGCGCUCGCCGCCGAGGGCUUUUCGCACGCUCCUCCCUCCUCCUCCACCAAAGAAGUCGAAAUCGGCAGCUACUCGCUGGCUAACCCGCCGCCGCACUGGACCACCGUGCGCGCGCUGCGGCCGCACCCGCUCAAGCUGCGCGACUUCCGCAAGUUCCUCUCCGGCGGCUGGCGCGAGGUGUCGGAGAGCGAGCGGUGGUGGGAGCAGGCGCUCGGCGCCGAGGUCGAGCGGACGAGGGCAGAGCGGUUGCCGAGUUUCGAGGGGAUCAGGAAGGGGUUGGAGGACGCGAGGGAGUACCGCACCUAAUUCACUUAUGCAUACCUACACACGUAGACAAUGUUAGAUUAAUUUGCC